Westerdykella ornata is the source of this 1310-nucleotide messenger RNA. Its product is annotated as Six-hairpin glycosidase. Bases 123 to 1310 code for a protein of 395 amino acids. The record is from RefSeq and is a predicted model, not a curated record. The transcript has 2 exons. Gene Ontology annotation, biological process: carbohydrate metabolic process. Lineage: Eukaryota; Fungi; Ascomycota; Dothideomycetes; Pleosporales; Sporormiaceae.
ACAACACAGCUGUAAGAAGUCCAAAUAUUAUAGAAAGAGAAUACAUCGGGGACGCAAUAGUUCAAUCCACAUAUCCCAUCUCGCACUGUUUCCCAUCGACGCCCUUUCAUCGAUAUUGAAGAAUGCUCCUACCGAUAGUUCUCCCCCUUCUCCUCCCCGCCACUGCCCUCUCAUCUUCCACUCCUCCACCACAACCCUACUCAACCUGGCUCGCUACCUCGUUCCUCAGCAAAUCCCCACCGAUUGACAGAUACUACGUCUCCGCCGUGCUUCACCAAGGCCUCCACGCCGCAGGCACCCAGCACAACAACACCGCCCUCCUAACCCACGUCUCCACUGCCCUCUCCUCCCUCGUCUCCACCAACGGCAUAGUGAUAGGAUGGAAGCCAACCUACUACUCCCUCGACGACCUCCGCAUCGGCAACAACCUCCUCACCGCCUACCAGGAAACACCCACCAAAACCCCCGACGCAAACCAGAAAUACAAAACCGCAGCCGAUAACCUCCGCCGCCAACUCGACAGUUACCCCCGCACGCCCCUCGGCGGGUUCUGGCACCGCGACCCGCAGUACAAGAACCAGAUGUGGCUCGACGGCAUAUACAUGGCGAGCGUCUUCUACGCGCGGUGGACGGCGCUGUUCGAUGCCGCGAAUGGGACUGCGUGGGGGGAUGUAGCGCUGCAGUUUGACCUCGUCGAGGCGCACUGUCGGAACGGUACGACGGGGCUUUUGGUGCAUGGGUAUGACGAGAGUAAGAAAGCGGUGUGGGCGGAUAGGAGGACGGGGGCGGCGCCGAAUGUGUGGAUCAGGGCUGUCGGGUGGUAUGCCAUGGCGUUGGUGGAUGUGUUGGAGGUGUUUCCGAGGGAGCUGCCGGCGUAUGCGAAGUUGGUUUCUUAUUUCAAAGAGUUGGCGGAGGCGUUGGUGAGGGCGCAGGAUGGGGAGUCUGGUGGGUGGUGGUUGGUCAUGAAUGAGCCGUAUCCUGGGAAGAAGGGGAAUUAUAUCGAGUCGAGUGGGACGGCCAUGUUUGCGUACGCCAUGCUGAAGGGCGUGAGGAGGGGAUUGUUGGAGGAUGGAGAGAGAUAUAGGGCGGUGGCUGAGAGGGCGUAUGGGUUGUUGGUUGAUAGAUUUCUGAAGAGAGAGGCGAAUGGGACGGUGAGUUGGGAGGGGACGGUUAGGGUGGGGAGUUUGGAUGGCGAUGGAUCGUUUGAGUACUAUACUAGCGUGCCCUUGAGUGAGAAUGACGGGAAGGGAGCUGGACCGUUCAUGUUUGCGAGCGUGGAGAUGGAAAUGUGGAAGGGGUCGAAGAGGUGA